This is a messenger RNA of Aptenodytes forsteri (emperor penguin), 3491 nucleotides long. RefSeq names its product teashirt zinc finger homeobox 2 (gene TSHZ2). Gene Ontology annotation, cellular component: nucleus. The transcript has 3 exons. The record is from RefSeq and is a predicted model, not a curated record. The coding region runs from base 168 to 3278 and encodes 1036 amino acids. Lineage: Eukaryota; Metazoa; Chordata; Aves; Sphenisciformes; Spheniscidae. Gene Ontology annotation, biological process: regulation of transcription by RNA polymerase II. Gene Ontology annotation, molecular function: DNA binding; DNA-binding transcription factor activity, RNA polymerase II-specific.
AAAACCAAACAGGUUCCUAUCAGUGAAGUGGAAAGGAGGGGGGCAGGGGAGGCUUGAGGGGGGUGUUGGGGAAAGCAGCUGAGAGGCAGAGGCAGAGAAACACGACUCAGGAGCGUCUCAGGGCUCUCGGAUCUGGGGACAGAAGUGAGAUUGGAGAAAGUAGAGCGAUGCCAAGGAGGAAACAGCAAGCACCCAAACGGGCUGCAGGUUAUGUCCAAGAGGAAGAUUUAAAAGAAGAGGAAGAUAUAAAGGAGGAGGAAGAAGAUGAUGACGACAACAACUCAACUGCUCAACUCCAGGGCAGCAAUGACACUGGCACGGAUGAGGAACAUGAAGUGGGUCCUGAGCAGAAAGGGAACUUUAGUUACCAGAAUUCCCCUGUCAGUCAUAUAUCUAACCAGGAUGCAGAAAAUGAAUCACUACUAAGUGAUGGUAGUGACCAUGUGGCAGAUAUUAAAAGCAUUUGCUCUAGAGAGCCACAGAACCCAAAAACCAGCGCCCAUCCCAAAGCCCAGAAUGAAGCACAUGAUUGCAUGGAUAAAAUGACAGCGGUCUAUGCCAACAUACUGUCAGACUCUUAUUGGACAGGCUUAGGGCUGGGUUUCAAGUUGUCUAACUCUGAAAAGAGGAGUUGUGACAACAGAAAUGGAGGGAACAAAGCUGAUUUUGAUUGGCACCAAGAUGCACUGUCAAAAAGCUUACAGCAGAAUUUACCUUCCAGACCUGUCUCGAAACCCAACCUGUUCAGCUCAGUCCAGCUCUACAGGCAGAGCAGCAAAAUGUGUGGGACUGUGUUCACGGGUGCCAGCCGGUUUCGGUGCCGGCAGGGCAGCGCGGCCUAUGACACAUUGGUAGAACUAACAGUUCAUAUGAAUGAGACAGGUCACUACCAAGAUGACAACCAUAAAAAGGACAAGCACAGACCUACCAGCUACUCAAAGCCCCGAAAAAGGGCUUUCCAGGACAUGGACAAGGAAGAUGCACAAAAAGUUCUGAAAUGUAUGUUCUGUGGUGACUCUUUUGAUUCCCUUCAAGAUCUGAGUGUUCAUAUGAUAAAAACAAAACAUUACCAAAAAGUGCCUUUGAAGGAGCCGGUACCAACCAUUUCUUCAAAAAUGGUCACUCCAGCAAAGAAACGUGUGUUUGAUGUUAACAGGCCUUGUUCCCCCGAUUCCACGACGGGGUCUUUCUCAGAUACUUUUUCUCCUCAGAAGAAUGCGAACCUGCAGUUAUCAUCUAACAACCGCUACGGCUACCAGAAUGGUGCCAGCUAUACGUGGCAGUUUGAGGCCUGCAAAUCCCAGAUUUUGAAGUGUAUGGAAUGUGGAAGUUCCCAUGAUACCUUGCAGCAGCUCACGACCCACAUGAUGGUCACUGGCCAUUUCUUGAAAGUCACAAGUUCAGCUUCAAAGAAAGGAAAGCAACUUGUUCUGGAUCCUUUAGCUGUGGAAAAAAUGCAAUCAUUGUCUGAAGCACCAGCCAAUGACAGCCCGGUUUCAAAAUCAACCAGUAAAUCAUCUGCAGAAUGCAUAGCUCCCACCUCUGAACUAAAAAAAGAAAGUAAAAAAGAUAAAGCUGAUGAUGCAAACAAAGAUGAGAAAGCAGUAAAAACUGAAGAGUAUGAAGACACUCUUCAGAAACCACUGGAUCCCACAAUGAAAUACCAGUACCUCAGAGAAGAAGAUUUAGAAGAUGGUUCAAAGGGUGGUGGGGACAUUUUAAAGUCCUUGGAGAACACUGUCACAACAGCUAUCAAUAAAGCUCAAAAUGGAGCACCCAGCUGGAGUGCAUAUCCCAGCAUCCACGCAGCUUAUCAGCUCUCAGAAGGAGCUAAACCGUCUUUGCCUGUGGGUUCCCAAGUACUACAAAUCAGGCCAACAAUCACCAAUAAAUUGAGGCCGAUAGCUCCGAAGUGGAAGGUCAUGCCUCUGGUCCCUAUCUCAGCAAAUGUGGCCCAGUGCACUCAAGUGAAGAAGGAAACUGAUGAUAAGGAGGAGGUACAAAAGGACUAUUGUAAAGAGGGCAUCCAAGCUGAGCCUGCCUCACUAAGCCAGAGCGAGAGAGAACCUCUCCUCAAAUCUGAAGCUUCUGUGGAGCCAAAAAAGACAGAACCAUGUCCCUUGAAAGAAGAAGACAAAAUUAAAGAGGACAGCGGAAAAGAAAAACCAGUCCUCAAGGAACCAACAGCAGCUUCUCUUAGUAAUGGUUGUGCUGCUGCCAACCAUUCUUCUGAACUGCCUUGUGUCAACCCUCUCAGUGCGCUGCAGUCAGUACUGAAUAAUCACUUGGGCAAAGCCACUGAGCCUUUACGGCCUCAAUCCAACUCCAGCCCCAGCUCUAGCACAAUUUCUAUGUUCCACAAACCUAAUCUAAAUAUGAUGGAGAAGCCAGUUUUAUCUCCUGCUCCGACCCCACCAAAGCCUGCAAGUGUAUCCAGGCACUAUUUGUUUGAAAACAAUGAUCAGCCUAUUGACCUGACCAAAUCCAAAGGCAAGAAAGCUGAGUCAGCUCAAGCACAAUCCUGUACUUCUCCACCUCAAAAACAUGCUCUGUCUGACAUCGCUGACAUGGUCAAAGUUCUUCCCAAAGCUACUACACCAAAACCUGCUGCAUCUUCAAGGAUCCCAUCUAUGAAAUUGGAAAUAGAUGUCCGACGCUUUGAGGAUGUCUCAACAGAAGUCUCCACUCUGCAUAAAAGGAAGGGCAGACAGUCAAACUGGAACCCUCAGCAUCUUCUCAUUUUGCAAGCUCAGUUUGCUUCCAGCCUCUUCCAGACAUCUGAAGGUAAAUAUUUAUUAUCAGAUCUAGGCCCACAAGAGCGCAUGCAGAUUUCAAAAUUUACUGGACUGUCAAUGACCACCAUCAGCCAUUGGUUGGCAAAUGUCAAGUAUCAACUUAGGAAAACCGGAGGAACCAAGUUUUUGAAAAACAUGGACAAAGGACAUCCAGUCUUUUAUUGCAGCGACUGUGCAUCUCAGUUUCGAACCCCAUCUACUUACAUUAGCCACUUAGAAUCUCAUCUAGGUUUCCAAAUGAAAGACAUGAACAGGCUGGCUGUGGAGCAGCAAACCAAGGUAGAGCAAGAAAUCUCCAGAGUUUCAGUUCAAAGAUCUCCUGAAACAAUAGCUGGAGAAGAGGACACAGACUCUAAGUUCAAAUGUAAGUUGUGCUGUCGGACAUUUGCGAGCAAACAUGCAGUAAAACUUCAUCUAAGCAAAACACACAGCAAGUCACCAGAACACCAUUCACAAUUUGUAGCAGAAGUGGAUGAAGAAUAACUCUUAAGGACGAAUGCCUUAGUUCCAGCUCUCCAGCCCAGGCUUCCCGCACCCAGCCCGCCUCUGCGCGCGUCACUCCGAUCCUGACAUUGAACUCACAACAACCCGGACCAAGAAGACUGCCAAAAAAUCUCCUGCUAUUCUUCUUCAUCCUCACUAACAAUUUGGUAAUGAAGUAUUGAUUUCCACUCCCCUGCUUAUGGACGAUAUUAG